GUUGUGGCUCUCACGAUGAUGAGACACACAGUGAUGACUCUGACCUGCGAGGGGGAGAUGGGACCCGUCCGAGUAGACAAGGCAAAGGAAUGUUUGCCAACAGCCACCGGGCCUGUCCCCACCAGCCGGCGUGUCCCGCCGUGUCUCGGUGCCCCCGAGCCCAGGACUCCAUUUGCAGGGGACCCGAGUGGCCAGGGGUGGCGGGCAGGGCCAGGGGCCGCAAGGACACAGCGGUGCUCCCGGUGCCCGCCCCCCCGAGCCGAGCGGGGCGGAGCGGCAGGACUACACCUCCCGUGCUGCACCGGCGGCGGGCGGCCCUCCCGGGCUGACGCUGCCGGCGGCUCCCGGCGCCGCCUUUGUCCGCGCGGGGCUGGCGGCGCGGCCCCGGCGCAGAGACCAUCUGUCCUGGCUGUGCUGGUGCGGCUGGUGACGGGACAGGCAUCUCGAGUGGAAUCCGGAGCAUCCCGCCUCCCUCUUCCCGGAUCAAUACCUGCACGGGCCUCCAUCUCCGCGCCGAGAGCAGGGACGCGCUGGGCUCCAGGCUGCUGCGGCAAGAUGUCGGUGACGUUUGAGGACGUGGCGCUCUUCUUCUCCCCCGAGGAGUGGGCAAAGCUGUCGGGCUGUCAGCGGCAGCUCUACCGGGAGGUGAUGCUGGAGAACUAUGAGAUGGUCGCCUCGCUGGGCUGGGCCAACGUUAAGCCAGAGAUCAUCUGCAAGAUAGAGCGAGGAGAGACACCGUGCGUGCCAGAACCCCCUCGGGAUCGGCAGAGGCACGAGACACCUGUGCCAGCAGCUGUUGGCCCCGGGAGACAGAGGGAGGUCAAGGGAGUCAGGAGUUUUGUCCAGAGGCAGCACCUGCUGAGUCACCAGCACAUUGACACUGGGGUGAAGCCCUUCACCUGCACCGACUGUGGCAAGAGCUUCAACGCCAAGAGCUAUCUCACCAUACACCAGCGCAUCCACAGUGGGGAGAAGCCCUUUACCUGCACUGAGUGCGGUAAGAGCUUUAGCCACAAGAACAGCCUCCUGAUUCACCAGCGCAUCCACACUGGGGAGAAGCCCUUCACCUGCACCGACUGUGGCAAGAGCUUCAGGGAGAAGAACAAACUCGUCAUCCACCAGCGCAUCCACACUGGGGAGAAGCCCUUCACCUGCACUGAGUGCGGUAAGAGCUUUAGCCACAAGAACAGCCUCCUGAUUCACCAGCACAUCCACACUGUGGAGAAGCCCUUCACCUGCACUGAGUGCGGUAAGACCUUUAGCCACAAGAACAGCCUCUCGAUUCACCAGCAGAUUCACACUGGGGAGAAGCCCUUUACCUGCACUGAGUGCGGCAAGAGCUUCACAGUAAAGCAGGCCCUCAUCACCCACCAGCGCAUCCACACCGGGGAGAAGCCCUUCACCUGCACUGACUGUGGCAAGAGCUUCAGGGAGAAGAGCAAACUCAUCAUCCACCAGCGCAUCCAUACUGGGGAGAAGCCCUUCCCCUGCACUGAGUGCGGUAAGAGCUUUAGCCACAAGAACAGCCUCCUGAUUCACCAGCACAUCCACACUGGGGAGAAGCCCUUCACCUGCACUGAGUGCGGCAAGAGCUUCACACUAAAGCAGGCCCUCAUCACCCACCAGCGCGUCCACACCGGGGAGAAGCCCUUCACCUGCACUGACUGUGGCAAGAGCUUCAGGGAGAAGAACAAAUUCAUCAUCCACCAGCGCAUCCACACUGGGGAGAAGCCCUUAACCUGCACUGAGUGCAGUAAGAGCUUUAGCCACAAGAACAGCCUCCUGAUUCACCAGCACAUUCACACUGGAGAGAAGCCCUUCACCUGCACCGAGUGCGGCAAGAGCUUCACAGUAAAGCAGGCCCUCAUCACCCACCAGCGCAUCCACACCGGGGAGAAGCCCUUCACCUGCACUGACUGUGGCAAGAGCUUCAGGGAGAAGAAGACCCUCAUCACCCACCAGCGCAUCCACACCGGGGAGAAGCCCUUCACCUGCACUGACUGUGGCAAGAGCUUCAGGGAGAAGAAGGCCCUCAUCACCCACCAGCAUAUUCACACUGGGGAGAAGCCCUUCACCUGCAACAACUGUGGCAAGAGCUUCAGCAUCAAGAGGUAUCUCAUCACCCACCAGCGCAUCCACACUGGGGAGAAGCCCUUCACCUGCAAUGACUGUGGCAAGAGCUUCAGGGAGAAGAACAAACUCAUCAUCCACCAGCGCAUCCACACUGGGGAGAAGCCGUUCACUUGCACUGAGUGCGGUAAGAGCUUUAGCCACAAGAACAGCCUCCUGAUUCACCAGCACAUUCACACUGGGGAGAAGCCCUUCACCUGCACUGAGUGCGGCAAGAGUUUAACAGGAAAGCAGGCCCUCAUCACCCACCAGCGCAUCCACACUGGGGAGAAGCCCUUCACCUGCACUGAGUGCGGUAAGAGCUUUAGCCACAAGAACAACCUCCUGAUUCACCAGCACAUUCACACUGGGGAGAAGCCCUUCACCUGCACUGAGUGCGGCAAGAGUUUAACAGGAAAGCAGGCCCUCAUCACCCACCAGCGCAUCCACACUGGGGAGAAGCCCUUCACCUGCACGCAGUGCGGUAAGAGCUUCAGGCAGAAGAGCAGCCUGCUUGGGCACCAGAACAUCCACACCGGGGUGAAGCCCUUCACCUGCACGGAAUGCGGUAAGAGCUUUGGCCAUAAAAGAAGCCUGCUUGGGCACCAGAGCAUCCACACUGGGGAGAAGCCCUUCACGUGCACUGACUGUGGCAAGAGCUACACUGAGAAGAAGACCCUCAUCAUCCACCAGCGCAUCCAUACCGGGGAGAAGCCCUUCACCUGCACUGACUGUGGCAAGAGCUACACUGAGAAGAAGACCCUCAUCAUCCACCAGCGCAUCCACACUGGGGAGAAGCCCUUCACCUGCAACAACUGUGACCAGAGCUUCAGGGAGAAGAAGAAACUCAUAAUCCACCAGCGGAUCCACACUGGGGAGAAGCCCUUCACUUGCACUGACUGUGGCCAGAGCUUCAGGGAGAAGAGGAAACUCAUCGCCCACCAGCACAUCCACACCGGGGAGAAGCCCUUCACCUGCACUGAGUGCGGUAAGAGCUUUAGCUACAAGAACAGCCUCCUGAUUCACCAGCACAUUCACACUGGGGAGAAGCCCUUCACCUGCACCGAGUGCGGCAAGAGCUUCACACUAAAGCAUGCCCUCAUCACCCACCAGCGCAUCCACACCGGGGAGAAGCCCUUCACCUGCACCGACUGUGGCAAGAGCUUCAGGGAGAAGAACAAACUCAUCAUCCACCAGCGCAUCCACACUGGGGAGAAGCCCUUCACCUGCAAUGAGUGCAGUAAGAGCUUUAGCCACAAGAACAGCCUCCUGAUUCACCAGCACAUUCACACUGGGGAGAAGCCCUUCACCUGCACCGAGUGCGGCAAGAGCUUCACAGUAAAGCAGGCCCUCAUCACCCACCAGCGCAUCCACACCGGGGAGAAGCCCUUCACCUGCACUGACUGUGGCAAGAGCUUCAGGGAGAAGAAGGCCCUCAUCAUCCACCAGCGCAUUCACACUAGGGAGAAGCCCUUCACUUGCACCGAGUGCGGCAAGAGCUUCACAGGAAAGCAGUCUCUCAUCACCCACCAGCGUAUCCAUACCGGGGAGAAGCCCUUCACGUGCACUGACUGUGGCAAGAGCUACACUGAGAAGAAGACCCUCAUCAUCCACCAGCGCAUCCACACUGGGGAGAAGGCCUUCACCUGAAACAACUGUGACCAGAGCUUCAGGGAGAAGAAGAAACUCAUAUUCCACCAGCGCAUCCACACUUGGGAGAAGCCCUUCACCUGCACUGACUGUGGCAAGAGCUUCAGGGAGAAGAGGAAACUCAUCGUCCACCAGCACAUCCACACCGGGGAGAAGCCCUUCACCUGCAACGACUGUGGCAAGAGCUUCCAGGAGAAGAAGACCCUCAUCAUCCACCAGCGCUUCCACACUAGGGAGAAGCUCUUCACCUGCAAUGACUGUGGCCAGAGCUUCAGGGAGAAGAAGACUCUCAGGCAGCACCUGCUGAGUCACCAGCACGUUCACACUGGGGAGAAGCCCUUCACCUGCACCGACUGUGGCAAGAGCUUCAACGCCAAGAGGUAUCUCACCAUACACCAGCGCAUCCACACCGGGGAGAAGCCCUUCAGCUGCACUGACUGUGGCCAGAGCUUCAGGGAGAAGAAGACCCUCAUCAACCACCAGCGCAUCCACACCGGGGAGAAACCCUUCACCUGCACCGAGUGCGGUAAAAGCUUCAGCCGGAAGAGAAGCCUGCUUAUACAUCAUAGCAUCCACACCGGGGAGAAGCCCUUCACCUGCACCGAGUGUGGUAAGAGCUUCACACGGAGGGACUCCCUUCUUAGUCACCAGCGCAUCCACACUGGGGAGAAGCCCUUCACCUGCACCGAGUGCGGUAAGAGCUUCAGCCAGAAGAACAACCUCCUGAUUCACCAGCACAUUCACACUGGGGAGAAGCCCUUCACCUGCACUGAGUGCGGCAAGAGCUUAACAGGAAAGCGUUCCCUCAUCACCCACCAGCGCAUCCACACUGGGGAGAAGCCCUUCACCUGCACGCAGUGCGGUAAGAGCUUCAGGCAGAAGAUAAGCCUGCUUGGGCACCAGAACAUCCACACUGGGGUGAAGCCCUUCACCUGCACGGAAUGCGGUAAGAGCUUUGUCCAUAAAAGAAGCCUGCUUGGGCACCAGAGCAUCCACACUGGGGAGAAGCCCUUCACCUGCACUGAGUGCGGUAAGAGCUUUAGCCACAAGAACAGCCUUCUGAUUCACCAGCACAUUCACACUGGGGAGAAGCCCUUCACCUGCAAGUGCGAGUGCGGCAAGAGCUUCCAGGAGAAGAAGACCCUCAUCAUCCACCAGCGUAAUCACACCAGGGAGGAACCCUACAAGUGUUGCAAGUGCGGUAAGACCUUCAAGCAGAAGUGGCACCCCAUGAGACACCAGUGUGUGCCGAAGGACCCAGAUAUUGUGCUGGAGGGUGUCCAGCAGAAGAGGGAGGGUCCUUCCCCAGCAGGGGGGCAGGCAGAGGCCAAGCCCUUCCAGUGCGGUGUCUGCGAGAAGCGGUUUUGGAAGGAGAGGCUCAUGCUGGCUCACCAGCGCACCCACGGCACCCCCAGCCUGCAGCCGCCUCCGCAGCCCGGCACCCCCUGAAUCUGCUGCUGAGGGGCCUGUGGGGUCUGGGGGCUGCUGUGGGGGUGGCUGUGGGGAGAUGUCCUGGUUUUGUUUGGGACAGAGUCAAUGUUUUUCUGAGUAGCUGGUUUAGUGCCUUGUUUUGGAAUGAAAAUGAGAACAAUGUUUCUAAUACACGAAUGUUUUGUUUGAUGCUGAGCAGCCAAUGACUUUUCAUCUUCUGGUGCCCUGCCAGCUGGGAGGGGGCACAGCCGGGACAACUGCCCCAAAGUGGCCAAAGGGCUGUUCCUUACCAUCUGAUGUCAUGGUCAGUACAGAAACUGGGGGCAGUGGGCCUGGGGCACCACAGCUCAGGGACGCGCUGGGCAUCAGUCCACGUGUGGUGAGCAAUUGUGUUGUGUAUCACUUGUUUUGUAUAUUCUUACAUCAUUUGCAUUCUCAUUGUGGGAAACUGCAGCGGGUCUGUGGAAUCCUUGCAGAAAAUAUGAGAGUAGAGAUCAGCCUUGAGAUAUUAAGAUUUACCCUUGAGAAGGAUGGGAGUAAAAGAGUAUCCGGAGAGAGGAGAGAUGUACCCGUGAGAGAGAAGGGAAUAGAAGAAUAACAUGGAUGGUAGAAAAAUUAGCCAAUGAGAUGUUAGUGCUGUAACUUGUAACCAAUAGUGAAAAGACACAUGAACUGGUAGAAUUGUAUAAAAAUGCACUUGUAGCAAUAAAUGGCAUCUAUUACUUUCAUCUUGAAA
Columba livia (rock pigeon) is the source of this 5926-nucleotide messenger RNA. Its product is annotated as zinc finger protein 850-like. NCBI's taxonomy places the organism in Eukaryota, Metazoa, Chordata, Aves, Columbiformes, Columbidae. Gene Ontology annotation, molecular function: RNA polymerase II transcription regulatory region sequence-specific DNA binding; DNA-binding transcription factor activity, RNA polymerase II-specific. Gene Ontology annotation, cellular component: nucleus. The record is from RefSeq and is a predicted model, not a curated record. Gene Ontology annotation, biological process: regulation of transcription by RNA polymerase II.